AAGAGCUACAAGAAAAGUUUGCUGAAAAAUCCAGGCAAAAAAGAAAACUUGAUGAGAUGUAUGAUCAGUUGAGAAGUGAAUAUGAAUCAGUAAAGCGGUCAGCUAUUCAACCUGCAAAUAAUUUCUACUCCAGAGCAGAGCCUGAUUUGUUCUCAAACACGGCUAGCAUGAUGGACAACAGAGACUCUCUAAGAAAAGGGCCAAGAGAAGAUAUCUGGCCUACAGCAAGACACAACAAUUCUAACUCUGGCCACUUUGAAUUCUCCAGUGGUUCACCUGCAAAAGAACCAGGCCUUCAAAUGGAGGCCGGAAACAAAAGAAUUGGUGUACGUUCUGCUUUUGGUGUUGGACCUGGGGCUGGAAACCCCUCAAUGGCACUAAGGAAUCUCAUCAUUUCACCAAUAAAGAGGCCUCAGCUCUCUCGUGGUCAGCCUCAAAUGUUCACUUUGUAGACUUGCAGAUACAGAGUUCUUGCUGUUGGGUCUUUGGCUUCUUCAAACAGCAAAUUGUAAUUUUGUUUGUUGCCUUAUUAGGAAUCUGCCAAAGAUAACUUGAACAAAUGUGUUUAUAGUAUACUGACCAUGGCAAACCAGUUAGACCUUAUAGAAGGUGUACUAUGUAAGAGCCUCAAUUUCCAGUAGUGGACAACACUAUAAUUUUUGAAAAACAGUGUAAUGCAUGUUAUGAGAAAUGCAGUUAUUGAA
Ipomoea triloba (trilobed morning glory) is the source of this 704-nucleotide messenger RNA. Its product is annotated as E3 ubiquitin-protein ligase CCNB1IP1 homolog. The transcript is spliced from 4 exons. Lineage: Eukaryota; Viridiplantae; Streptophyta; Magnoliopsida; Solanales; Convolvulaceae. The record is from RefSeq and is a predicted model, not a curated record. Gene Ontology annotation, biological process: chiasma assembly. Bases 57 to 452 code for a protein of 131 amino acids.